This is a messenger RNA of Penicillium robsamsonii, 1023 nucleotides long. RefSeq lists its product as uncharacterized. The transcript has 3 exons. Gene Ontology annotation, cellular component: mitochondrion. Lineage: Eukaryota; Fungi; Ascomycota; Eurotiomycetes; Eurotiales; Aspergillaceae. Gene Ontology annotation, biological process: mitochondrial fission. The coding region runs from base 1 to 1023 and encodes 340 amino acids. The record is from RefSeq and is a predicted model, not a curated record.
AUGGUUUGGGGCGGUCGUCAACAGGAUGAACCUCAGUCUCCCCCGCAGGAGCUGUUGGAUAAGCCUGUGGUCCGAGAGAAGCUCCCCGCAAAAUUGCAACAACUGGUUGACAGCGAGGACGAAUUAUACGAUGACCUCUAUUCCCAAUACUCGGUCAACUCUACAGACACACCGUUCCGUUAUGCCGCAUACGCCAAUCGCAUCCGCACGAUCCUUCUGUCCGCCCAUCGCUAUGUCGCCUACACCUCAGACAUCGGCGAGUCCUUCCGUCCGAUCGCACACCCAUGGCUUGUACGGUCUGCCUACGCUAUCUCCUGGUCAUACCUGCUUGGCGAUGUUGGCCACGAAGGCUACAAGGCUUAUCUCCGGAACUGGAACGCACUAGCUCCCACAGGCGAGACAUACAAGGAUGCUACACAGCCUUCGCAGAACCAGAUUAUCAAGGGCAUGAUGACGGGGAACAUGACGAUUGGCAACUCAGCCGAUUCCAAGGAUGAGCAACCAAACUGGCCGACCCCCGAGAUCCCGCUUGCGGAGGACUACCGCAUGGUCAUGGCCAAGCGUGCGGUAUUCCAGAGUAUCGCAAGUAUGGGAUUGCCCGCAUUCACAAUCCACAGUGUAGUCCGCUAUUCUGGGAAGAUGGUUAAGGACGUCAAGGUUGCGUUUAUUCGUACCUGGACGCCGGUCGGGCUUGGUCUCGCUGUUGUCCCCUUCCUCCCCUACAUCUUCGAUCACCCCGUCGACGAGGCCGUUGAAUGGGUCUUCCGCACUGGCCUUCGUGCCUACGGCGGCGAAGCAGCCGUCCGCCCACUGCCAGGCAAGAGCCUCCCUCCCCGGGAAGAGGAGGAAGUCCGUGCUGCUGCAGCGGCAAAUCUCUCCUGGGAUGAGUAUAAGGCUGAGCGGGAGCGAGCGCGUGAUCUCCGUCGCCAUUCAACUGAGCGGGCCGCCAGUGGUGGGAUUGUAUCGCUGACGAGCUGGUUUGGAAAGUCUGAAUCGGAGUCGGAUAAGAAGAAGAAAGAAUGA